This is a messenger RNA of Racocetra fulgida, 1142 nucleotides long. Lineage: Eukaryota; Fungi; Glomeromycota; Glomeromycetes; Diversisporales; Gigasporaceae. The record is from the annotation of a GenBank genome assembly.
GAAACGGUAUUAGAACUUUUAGAGAUAACUCAAGAAGGUGAUCUGAUUCCUAUUAUUGAGCAACCCAUGUUUGGCACGAUAAAGGAUUUGGCUGUUCUUCAUUGCAACUUUUCGGGUCCUUUAUUAUGUGAUCCGGUUAAUGGAACCGCACAAAUGUAUCUUGGUGAUAAUAUAUCUGAAUUACAGCAUCUUAGAAUGAUACCAGGGCAAGAUGUUCUAGUUUGUUUGUCCGAUUCUGGAGUUUUAUCAUUUAUAGCAUAUACAGAAUGUGUAAAUGUACAUUUUAAUGAAGGUCAGCAAAAUGUUCAUAAAGGAAAGGGAAGGGUUGACUCUUCAAUCCCUUUAUCACAACCUACACAACCUGGUUUUGACUAUCAAGAACUUGGCCGAUUAGCUUCGUCAUCUCAACAAUACGUUUAUGCCGGUACAGAAAAUGGAGACUUAUAUCGGAUUGAUAUAAUUUCUGAUGUCCAGAUCGAAUAUACCCUUUUGCAGAAUGGAUUAAAUUCGAUUGGAACUGCAAUGACAAUGCUAUGUUUUGACCCUAAUUUCGGGGAUUUUGUCAUUUUAAGCGGGGAAAUGAGUGAUGGUACAGUUGUUCUGGCUGAAAUAGCUUGUAGUAUACCCAAUUGGGCACCAAUAUUAGAUUUCCAAAUGCUCGAUUUCCAUCAAGAGCGUCAUGAUGUUAUUUUUACUUGUAGUGGACGUGAUAAACACGGUUCUAUUAGGGAAUUAAGAAAAGCUGUCUGCGUCAAUAUAAUCACGCGAACAGCUGAUUCUUUUUUGGCUCUUUCGUAUGCCAAUUCUACGCGUUUAAUGAAAGUUAGUCAAGGAGAAUUACAUGAUAUUAGUGAGUACAGUGGGCUUGAUUUGGAAGUGAGCUCCUUAUGUGUGGCUUCUUUCAGUUCCGCUCCAGGUUUUGUAAUUCAAAUCCAUCGUCUAAAAAUUGUUGUAUCUGAGCCUAAAGUGGGAAUGGGCGCUAUCGUUGAAAACAAUUGUAUCACUUCAAGCCGAUGGACGUGGACUCCGCCCGAAAAUACGGUUAUUGAAGUUGCUGCGGUGCAUGAUUCGACCAUCGUCAUUGGCUUAUCAACCAUUAAUGGAAACGUCAUAGCUCUACUUCGUUUAGAUUUUGACGAUAC